Fusarium subglutinans is the source of this 681-nucleotide messenger RNA. RefSeq names its product acyl n-acyltransferase. Bases 1 to 681 code for a protein of 226 amino acids. The transcript has a single exon. Gene Ontology annotation, molecular function: acyltransferase activity, transferring groups other than amino-acyl groups. Lineage: Eukaryota; Fungi; Ascomycota; Sordariomycetes; Hypocreales; Nectriaceae. The record is from RefSeq and is a predicted model, not a curated record.
AUGUCAUCCUUGUAUGAUUACUCCUUCGCCCACGUCUCCAAGACGGAUUCAGUUCAUCAAUCCGCAAUUAAAUACCGCGACCUACGUCUUAAGGCACUAAAGGCUUCUCCUGAGUCUUUUUCUUCUACAUACGAAAUCGAAUCUCAAUUCACAGAGAAACAAUGGAUAGAUCGCCUCCUCCAAGAUAACAGAGAGAACUUCGUCUGCGUUACCACCCCUGCCGACGCUGGCUCUUCUUCUGUGGCACAAUGGGUCGGACAAGUGACUUUGAGAGGUCCAGUGAGCAGAAAAGACUUCACUCUUCCAGAAAUCUCUCGCCAGCCAAUGCCUGGCGAGGACGAAGAAGAAGAUCGUUGGCAGAUGCUGAGCCUGUUCAUCUUGCCGGAACAUCAAGGACGAAAAUUGGGCCAAGGUCUAUGUCGGGAGGUCAUUAGUCAUUUGCAAGAAACUCGGCAGAAGGCUAGAACAGUAGUGAGAUUAAUGGUCAAGCCCCAAAACACCGCUACUGUUCACUUGUACGAAAAGCUUGGUUUCGAAACAGUGGGCAAAUGCACAUUGGCUGAGGCUCUGGUAGCGAACGGAGAUGGCCAUCUGCUCCCUGAGGAUAUCACAGACGCCAGGUACUCUACUCGAUCAGGCCUGAUUAUGAUCUACACCAUCUCAAAUACUUCCCAGAAUUGA